Molecule: messenger RNA, 1041 nt
Organism: Setaria italica (foxtail millet)
Lineage: Eukaryota; Viridiplantae; Streptophyta; Magnoliopsida; Poales; Poaceae
Exons: 4
Coding region: 1-1041 (346 amino acids)
Source: RefSeq, a predicted model, not a curated record
AUGGAGAGCUUCCAUGACUAUAGGAUGGUGAACAACUGUUCUAUUGUAGAGCAAGUGCAUGAGGUGCAGUGCAUUGUGAAGGACCUUGAGCAGCUCAAGUGUGAGUUACCCGACAAGUUUGUGGCUAGAUACAUGAUUGCAAAAUUGCCUUCCACGUGGAGCAAUUUCUCCACAACUCUGAAACAUAGGAGGAAGGAGAUAUCAGUUGAAAACCUGAUAGCGUCUCUUGAUGUUGAGGAGAAGGCUCGGAUGAAAGAUGUCACUGAUAAAAGAGAUCGAGGUCAAUCUAGCGCCAACAUGGUGCAGAAGUUCCCACGCAACAAGAAUAAAGGGGAAAAUAAGGUCGUCAAGACUACUACCUUCAAGAAGAAAAAGAUGAACAAAUAUAUGGAUAACACUUCUGGAUUUUCCUCUAAGAUAAUUCCUGAACCAAUUGCAUCUAUUGAGUCUUCUGAACAAUUUGAUAAGCAUGAGGAGCUCAUUGAGAAGUAUGACAAUGCAGAUGAUUGGAAAGAAGCUGUCCAUAAUGAGAUGGAUUUGAUUCUUUCUAAUGGAACCUGGGAGCUCACUGAACGACCCUAUGGCUGCAAACUGGUGGGUUGUAAAUGGGUUUUUAAGAACAAGCUUAGGCCUGAUGAUACUAUUGAGAAGUACAAGGCACGGCUUAUGGCCAAAGGCUUUGUCAUAAAUGAGGUUGAUAGAUGUGUGUACUAUCGCCAUGGUGGGGGCGAAGAAGUUAUAUUAUGCUUGUAUAUGGACGACAUACUACUCUUUGACACCAAUAUUGAUGUGAUCAAUGAGGUUAAGUGUUUUCUAUCAAAGAGUUUUGAUACGAAAGAUCUAGGAGAAGCUGAUGUUAUUCUGAACAUUAAGCUAAUUAAGGAUAAGAAUGGGAUUACUCUUUCUCAAUUUCAUUAUGUGGAGAAGAUCUUGAACCACUUUGGCUACAUGGACAGCAAGCUUUCUCCAACUCCUUAUGAUCCUAUUUUGCAAUUUCGAAAGAAUAAGAAAAUUGUGAAAGAUCAACUGAGAUACUCUUAG